Molecule: messenger RNA, 288 nt
Organism: Kalmanozyma brasiliensis GHG001
Lineage: Eukaryota; Fungi; Basidiomycota; Ustilaginomycetes; Ustilaginales
Product: Protein transport protein SecG/Sec61-beta/Sbh1
Exons: 3
Coding region: 1-288 (95 amino acids)
Biological process (GO): intracellular protein transport
Cellular component (GO): Sec61 translocon complex
Source: RefSeq, a predicted model, not a curated record
AUGUCUGACGCAAAAGCUACCGGCGCCCAGCCCAACCUCGCCGCUUUGGCAAGCAAGAACUCGCAGGCCGUCCGCCGACGAGCCGCACAGCAGGCCGCAGCGAAACCCAACUCGACACGCGCCGCCGGUGCCGGUGGAUCGUCGUCGACCAUGAUGCGCCUCUACACCGACGACAGCAAGGGACUCAGCGUCGACCCCGUCGUCGUGCUCGUGCUCUCCAUCGCCUUCGUCUUUUCCGUCGUCUUGCUUCACAUCAUUGGCAAGUUCAUGCGAUGGUUCGCCAAGUAA